Messenger RNA from Lytechinus pictus (painted urchin), 6087 nucleotides. RefSeq names its product golgin subfamily A member 6-like protein 22. The coding region runs from base 189 to 3020 and encodes 943 amino acids. Lineage: Eukaryota; Metazoa; Echinodermata; Echinoidea; Temnopleuroida; Toxopneustidae. The transcript is spliced from 18 exons. The record is from RefSeq and is a predicted model, not a curated record.
AAAUGACCUUGUCACUUCGAUACCGUACACAAAUUGGAGACGGAGAUGUAGGAUUUCACCGAACUGUAUAAUUUACCAAAAUGCAUAGAUAAAGGAAGAAGCUGACUUUCAAAAGAUAUCCUGGACUUCAAUAGUCAAUCCUCAGUGCUACACAUUUUGUUCUGAUUUUUGGAGAAACAGCAGUAAAAAUGUGGGCCUCCAAUGGGAGCUUUGUGGACAGAGAUGGAGAACCGGUGUACCCAAACAAGUUUGGAGGACCACAGCCCCUGCCUUCCAUUCCAUCCCAGACUCCCCAACCCAGCUUUGACAAUGCCCUGGUACCGGUGGGUGGGCGUCGCUCCCAGCUCUCCCAGCUCUCGCAGAUACCCAACGGAGGACAGCUUGCCAUCGGAGAUUAUCAGAACGGGAGACUGCAACAGAUGGAGAAUAGACUAGGGGUUGCCGAACAGUCGAACAGAGCCCUCUUGGAGGAGGUGGUCAGAUUACAAGGGGAACUAAAGCAAUCCCACAGGGCUUCAGAGGAGACGUUACAGGCCGAAAGACAAGCGAGACAACAGCUCACAGAAAACAUUCGGGCAUCCAACGAUCUGAUCGGCCAGCUCGGAGCUAGAUUAAAACGAGCGGAGGAACGAGUAUCGGACGAAAGAACAGCGGUCGGUGCACUUGUAAACCAUACUAAGCAGGUCGAGCAAGCUGUACUGGGUAGUCAACAAGAGAUACUUGCUAAGAGGGAUCAACAAAUGACAAAGUAUGCUGAACUGAAGAAUGAGUUGGACGAAGCCAAUCGGAUGAGAGAACAAUUAGAACGGGUGACUACAUCAUUAGUGGAUGAUGUGAGGCAGGUGAAGAGUAGAACGGAUGCUUCCCAGGUGGAGAUCAGUAGUCUGGUUCAUGAUGUCAAGGAAAGAACGAAAAGAUUAGAAGAAGACAACAGGACAUUGAUGGAUCAUCAGAGAAAACACAAUGAAAAUCAACAUCAUACCAAUCAAACGACAGCUGUAUUACGAUCACAACUUGAUGCUCGGUUGGGUGAAGUACGGGAUGUUCUGAUGGAUUUGAGGAACAGAAUAACAACGGAAGAGACUGAAAGGAGACAACAAGAACAGAAUCAUGUGAUCAAAAUGAAUGAUAUACAAGCCCAGCUCCACGAAGUGAGUAGAAAACGAGACGAAUCGAUGCAUGCCUUGGAUGUGGUGCAGAGAGAAAGAGAACAUGCAGCAGACAACGAAAGAUUGAAGAUGCAUGGCAAGAUAGCCGAGAUCGCAGAAGAAGUCAGUAAAAAGAUCUUAUCUAAAGAGAUAAGACUCCGAGAGGAGGCACAACAGAAGUUCGGCAAUAUUGAAAAGUACCUUCACGCAGAGCAAGCAGCCCGUAUAGCCCAUGAACAGGCAAUGAGAGAGGAGAACGAGAAGAGAUGGGCCGCUCUACAAAAACUCACAGAGGAAGAGGUACUUCACGUGCGGGAAGGGCAGAAGCUUGAUAGGCAUAAGAACCUUGGUGGUAUGAAUAAGGUCAGUGAUACUGUGGAGAAGAUGGAGAGACAAGCAGCUGAAACAAGAAAACAACUGGAACAAGUCAUGAAGGCUGAAAUCAAAACAAGACAAAGCCAAGACAAGCAGAUUGAGGGUAAGAUCGAGGAUGUGCAAGAGAAGCUUGGCGUUGCUAUAUCAACCCUUCAGCAAGCCAUCGGAGGUAUCAAUGAACAAGUAUCAUCUUCAUCUAAUGUGAGUCAAGACAAGAUGUCGACCGCCCUGGAGGAAGCCAAAUCCAGCCAGUUGAGAGCUGUGACUGAUCUAGAUGCGAGGUUAAGCACCUUACAGUCCAAGAUGGCCACACAAGAAGAGACUUUGGAAGACAGGAUUCUGGCUGCUGUUGAAGAAGCACUAGGUGAUCAGGCAGCCAACCAGAUAAUAGAGGACCAUACUGAAAACCUAGAGAAGAUCAACGAUUGGCAGGACACUGCUGAUAAGAAGAUCGUCCAGGUGAAAGAGCGUAUGGAUGAACUCGGACCGGAGAUCAGGGAGAUGAAUAGAACCAAUGAAACAUUGCAAGAAGAUAUGAAGGGACUUGUAGAUACAGAGGCCAAGGACAGGAUCCGAGAUGUCCAGAUGGUGCGCCAGGAGUUCACCACCAAGUACAGUCAGUUGCAGCAGCAGAUCGAGGCCGCCGCUCAGAAGGCUGCCCAGGGCGGUGGGGCACCCGCUGCCGCACCUAUCCCGAUCUCACAGAAAGAGAAGCUAGCGGCUGGCAAGGGAGGCAAAGUUGAUCCUGCUGCCCUGGAGAAAGUGGAGUUCCUUGAGGAGGAGCUUAAUAAGCAAAGGAGAAAAGUGGAAGAGGUCAAAGAGUCCAUGGCUAAGGUUGAGAGCAGUGUCCAGACAGUUAGGGUACAUCUGACAAGAAAGGUGGAUUCAGAGACAAAAUCGAACAAGGAUCGUUUGGAGAAAAUGGACACUCGUCUGGCAGCGUUGGAAGGCAAGUCUGGCUUACCAGCCGGAGGAGGUGGCACCUCGGCUGCACCCCCAGCAGCAGCUAGCGCUGCUCCUGGCAGUGUGGCCCCAGAGGCUGGUGAUGGGGCACGAAGUGGACAGGGCGGCGGUGAACAGAGCGGCGACGGCCCCGGUAAAGCUUCGGGUGCCAAAUCCCGACGACGUAGUCUACCGCCAGGUGGACGUCGAUCAAGGGCACAAGGUUCUAAAUCGGGCGCAAAGUCCGGUGACGAAGGGGUGGACGAUGUUGGUCAACGGGAUGGUAGCGUGGACAGAAACGAAGCAGCACCGAGCCAGGCUACGGGUAGGUCUGGACCGUCCCGUGGUCGAGGUCGUGGACGAGGGCGUGGACGCGGCGGUAGCAAGGCAUCGUCACGCGCAGGUAAGACGCCACGCGAUGAAGGAGAUUUGGACAAUGCUAGUCGUGCUGGUGGUAGUCAAGCCCAAGGGGGUCGAGUUAGUCAGCAGCUGAGUGAUCAUCCAUCCCUUCAGUCAGAGGCCCUAACCAUUGCUAAGACUCAGGAUGGUAACUAGAUCAUAUCCAUGUUACCCUUGCCUCUGGAGAUACAUCUAGAUAAGGUGAUGAAAAUGAGAAAAGAAACUGUAUCGGGUGAAUAACAUUGAGCAUUAGCAUAUAUAAUGACUACUUGAUUCAUAAAGAUAGGUAUAUUUUUCAAUUUCACAUAUAUUUUAUUUCUUAAUCUUGAGAAACAACGUGGAGAUACAUCUAGAUCAGAUGAGGAAAAUGAGAAAUGAAAUUGUAUCAGGCGAAUAACAUUGAGCAUUAGCAUAUAUAAAUUAUAAUGACUAAUUGAUUCAUAAAGAUAGGUUAUUUUUCGAUUUCAUUUCUUAAUCUUAAGAAACAACAUGGAGAUACAUCUAGAUAAGGUGAUGAAAAUGAGAAAAGAAAUUGUAUCAGGUGAAUAACAUUGAGCAUUAGAAGAGCCGUGGUGUAGUGGUUCUGACUCUCGCCUUGUAAAGAGAGGGUCGUGUGUUCGAAUCCCACCGCGGUCUAGCGUCCUUUGGCAAGGCGUUAAUCCACACUUUGCCACUCUCGACCCAGGUGCUAAAUGGGUACCCAGUAGGAUGCGAAAGAUAUUGUAUGUUUGAUUUUGCCAGCGCCAUAAUGAGGCUGCGAUUAAUGCUUUCCAGGGAGUGGAAAUUGUGCACUUUUCGUGCGGGAUUAAAAUGAAUCCAAUGACCGGGGUAAUAAUAUGCUGUAUUGCGCUUUGAGCCAUUCUGGGAAAAGCGCUUUAUAAAAAUUGGCUAUUAUUAUUAGCAUAUAUAAUGACUAAUUGAUCUAUAUAAGGUGACGAAAAUAAGAAAAAAAUUAAUCAGUUAAAUUACCUUGAGCAUUAGCAUAUGUCAUGACUACUUGAUUAAUAAAAGAUAGGUCUAUUCAUCAAGUUCAUAUUUAUUUUAUUUCAUAACCUUGAGAAACUAUAUUUUACAGACCUUUACUGCAUUCAUUACAUGGCAAUUUAUGAUAAAUGUUGAAAAAAAUAUAUAUGGCCAAUAGAAAACAACCAAAAUAUGUUAAGGUUUAUGAAAAAAUAUAAUAAGGUUCAUUCAUGCUGCCCUCUUUUUGAGAGAGAUUUGGGUUAAAGGUAAGUAGAAUGAAAGAGAACUGUUCAAUUUGAUACUUGUUAUAGUAUUUACACAUUUUUUAAUGGCAAUCUGUACUAAUAAUGCAUACAUUUGCCUUUUUUAUGUAUCCAUAUUUUUCAGUAUGUACUUUUGUUCAUAAUAUUGUACCUCAGCCUUUUUGGAGUAUAAAGAGCCAAAUACAAUCACUAUCUAAGUAGUGGUCGUCAAAAUGUUAAAAUAAGUUGAAUUUUAUUUGCCAAAUACAAUUGUUCUAUACAUGUAAUGAUGAAGGUGACACCAUGGCUAUUGAUAGUAAUUAUUUUUCACUGUGUGACUAUGAGCAAUCUUAUUGGAUAUUUUGAAAAGAAAGAAAAAAUUCCAUCAGUAAACUAAUGUUAGCUUUGCUUUUCACAUACAUAUCUAAAGUUGUAAAUAAAUAAUGAAUGUGUGUACAAAAUUCUAUAUAGAAGCAGUAGUGAUGGAAUGAAAUAUAAAUGUGGACUAAUACACAAAUAUACCAGGCUUUAAGUAAGUAUAGCGGGAAUUAUUCAUCUGAGGUUGGACUGGCAUUACUAUUUUUCCCCAAGAAAAAUAGUAAUUUUGCCAGUUCAACCGAGGAUGAAUAAUUCCCUCUAUACUUUCGAAAUAAAGGCCUGGUAUAUUUGUAUAUUUGUUUUAUAUCCUACUUUAAUAAGUUAGAGCAAUAGAUCUUGAUAAUCUAGUUCUUGUACUCGUAGUUCAUUCCUUUUUUAAUCUGAACCAAAUAUAGAUAGCCCGCUGCGCUGACUGACCUACAUGUACUUCUCCUGAAGCCAUGCACCCAGCGUGAUGAAUGCGUAUUAGUGUUUACGCCGUCAUGAUCUGUGACGUCAAUGAUGGAAUGGUGCACUAUUCCAUCAUUGACGUAACGGAACAGUAAAUUUCCUUCAGUGGGUGUUUCAUUUUCAACAAUGCAAAAUAGUGAGAAUAUGUUUUGUCACAUGACAUCAGCACACAGGAUUUUAUUUAUGUAGGAUAUAAAUAGUUUUAUAUACAUCUUAAAGUAAUAGAUUUCUUCCCCUUUCAUUUUACUAUAUCUGUGUGUUUAUUUCUCUUUUGAUCCUUAGCUUGUUCUUAAAACUAUUUAUGUAUCUGAAAGCCUUAAAAUGCUGGUUACAAAAAAGAGCAAAAAUAACAUGUGGUUUGUAUUUGUCCCUCAUAUACAUGUAACUAAUAGUUCAAACAGUAUUUUUUGUUUUUUCUUAAAUAGAAAAGUAAUUUCUUGAAUGAUACCAAGGCUGAAUUCUGAAGUCAAAUGUAUCAGUAUUAGUUUAGAAACUUAAUAAAAUCAAAUCAGGAUUUCUUCUCUAGCAACCAUUAAUACAUCCAUGUAUGCAUUUGAAGAUCACACGUUGCCAUGUAUAAAGUGGUGGAUACUUUAUACCCUAUGAUUCUGUAGUAAUUAAAGUCUGAAAUAAUGUAUAUUUGUAAAUUUUCCAUCCAUAUUUUUGUCAAUGUAGCCAUUUUAUGGUAUACUCUGCCCAAAGAAUGUAAAUUUAUCAAUGUUAGUCUUUCAUGUGGAGUGUCGUGGCCCAGUGGAUUAGUCUCCGGACUUUGAAACAGAGGGUCGUGGGUUCAAAUCCCAGCAAUGGCGUAAUUUCCUUCAGCAAGGAAUUCAUCCCCAGUGUGCUGCACUCGACCCAGGUGAGGUAAAUGGGUACCGGCAGGAAGUAAUUCCUCAAAAAGCUGUGUGCACAUGAAUCGGUAGCCUAGCUUAGCUGGGUAAUAAUAGCAGGGCCCGCUGGGAGAACAGUUUUCGGAACUGAAGUGGCUACCCUGGGUAAAUAUACCGCUAUUAUCAUUAUUAUGAUUAUAAUAGAGUUCCUCCUAUCAAUUACAUCUUUCAUUUAAAUCAAACAUACAUGCAAUCUGAUUUAUUGAAUUGUUUAUUGAUUAAUUGAUUUAUUGAUAACUGAUUAUGGAGUAAAUAGCAAUCUUGUCAUGAUGUAGAAAUGGUAGAAUAAAUUUUCAUUUU